AUGGGAAUUCGUGUCUAUGAAAGAUCUUCAUUGGCUGUUUCCAGCUUCCGACAGCGUGCAGACAAAGUCUGCUUCACCGUCAAACGCCGUUCAAGACUAGGAGGAAAUAAGACCAAACUCAUCGAUCCCGUCAUGCGUCUUGAGCUGGAAGAAGCAGAAGUUUGCCAUAUAAAAGAGGUCAUAUCGAGACUCAAUAUUGACCUAGACAGCAGAGAUACCCCGGUUGUCAUGACUCACGAAGCCAAGGCAGCUGCAGACACUGCUCUGCAGCAACUCACCGACAAUCUGGCAACUCUUGGGGCUCGUCUUCAAUUCGACGUCUCCGGCGCUUGCCUUCUCACGCCCGAAGCCACCAGCCUUGCCGAGAGUGUCGCAAGCAUUCCCAAGGAGAGGGAACAGAAAGUCCAGUUGGCAUGGGAUUGCAUAAGCAAGAUGUCUGCUGAAAUGGCAGCCAUCAAUGACAUUGAGCGACUUGAAAAGAGGGUGCAGACCACAACUCGUGCAAGGGCCAAUUCAGCAGCUCUGAUCCGUUGCUCUGGCUCAUCAACUCGAUGCUAA
This is a messenger RNA of Mesocestoides corti, 558 nucleotides long. Lineage: Eukaryota; Metazoa; Platyhelminthes; Cestoda; Cyclophyllidea; Mesocestoididae. The record is from the annotation of a GenBank genome assembly.